UCAAGAGACAAAAACAUGCGUGAAUGUAUCUCUGUCCACGUCGGCCAAGCUGGAUCGCAGAUAGGCAAUGCAUGCUGGGAGCUGUACUGCCUGGAGCACGGCAUCCAGCCAGACGGUCAGAUGCCCAGCGACAAGACCAUUGGAGGGGGUGACGACUCAUUCAACACCUUCUUCAGUGAGACUGGAGCUGGCAAACACGUUCCCAGAGCUGUGUUUGUGGACCUGGAGCCGACAGUCAUCGAUGAGGUCCGCACAGGAACCUACCGCCAGCUCUUCCACCCUGAACAGCUGAUCACUGGAAAAGAAGAUGCAGCAAACAACUACGCCCGUGGUCACUACACCAUUGGCAAGGAGAUCAUCGACCUGGUUCUUGACAGGAUUCGUAAACUGGCUGACCAGUGCACAGGGCUCCAGGGGUUCCUCAUCUUCCACUCCUUUGGAGGAGGGACCGGCUCUGGCUUCACCUCUCUGCUGAUGGAGCGUCUCUCUGUCGACUAUGGCAAAAAGUCCAAACUGGAGUUUGCCAUCUAUCCAGCCCCCCAAGUGUCCACCGCUGUGGUGGAGCCCUACAACUCCAUCCUCACCACCCACACCACCCUGGAGCACUCUGACUGUGCCUUCAUGGUUGACAAUGAGGCCAUCUAUGACAUCUGCCGCAGGAACCUGGACAUUGAGCGUCCCACCUACACCAACCUCAACAGGUUGAUCGGACAGAUAGUCUCCUCCAUCACCGCCUCCCUGCGUUUUGACGGUGCCUUGAAUGUAGACCUGACAGAGUUCCAGACUAACCUGGUGCCCUACCCUCGUAUCCACUUUCCUCUGGCCACCUACGCCCCAGUGAUCUCAGCUGAGAAGGCCUAUCAUGAGCAAUUAUCAGUUGCAGAGAUCACCAACGCCUGCUUCGAGCCAGCCAAUCAGAUGGUGAAAUGCGAUCCCCGCCAUGGAAAAUACAUGGCCUGCUGCCUGUUAUUUCGUGGUGAUGUAGUGCCCAAAGACGUCAACUCUGCCAUCGCCACCAUAAAAACAAAGCGCAGCAUCCAGUUCGUGGACUGGUGUCCCACAGGCUUCAAGGUGGGCAUCAACUACCAGCCACCCACUGUGGUCCCUGGAGGAGACCUGGCCAAGGUGCAGAGGGCCGUGUGCAUGCUGAGCAAUACCACCGCCAUCGCCGAGGCCUGGGCUCGCCUUGACCACAAAUUUGACUUGAUGUACGCCAAGAGGGCCUUUGUCCACUGGUACGUCGGAGAGGGGAUGGAGGAGGGUGAGUUCUCCGAGGCCAGGGAGGACAUGGCCGCCCUGGAGAAGGAUUAUGAGGAGGUGGGCACUGACAGUAUUGGGGAUGAAGGAGAGGAAGAAGGGGAGGAAUAUUAAAAUAUGAAAUAAACA
Molecule: messenger RNA, 1386 nt
Organism: Monopterus albus (swamp eel)
Lineage: Eukaryota; Metazoa; Chordata; Actinopteri; Synbranchiformes; Synbranchidae
Product: tubulin alpha-1A chain-like
Exons: 4
Coding region: 16-1371 (451 amino acids)
Biological process (GO): microtubule-based process
Cellular component (GO): microtubule
Molecular function (GO): structural constituent of cytoskeleton; GTP binding
Source: RefSeq, a predicted model, not a curated record